This is a messenger RNA of Cebus imitator (Panamanian white-faced capuchin), 1657 nucleotides long. Its product is annotated as axonemal dynein light chain domain-containing protein 1-like. The coding region runs from base 997 to 1581 and encodes 194 amino acids. The transcript is spliced from 5 exons. The record is from RefSeq and is a predicted model, not a curated record. Lineage: Eukaryota; Metazoa; Chordata; Mammalia; Primates; Cebidae.
AGUGAGCCGAGAUCGCGCCAUUGCACGCCAGGCUGGGCGACAAAAGUGAAACUCCGUCUCAAAAAAGAAAAGAAAAGAAAAAUGUGCAAAGCAACAAAAAAGAGAGCUGGAGAGAUGGAAACAACUCUCCGAAGACCCUGGCAUAACCCGCGUGCGUCACGGGCCGCAAGGGUCUUCCCGUCCAGCGAGCCGCCGCCGGCGCCUGCGCACUGACCCGGCCCGCAGCCGGAAGCUCCGGGGUGAGACACUUUCGGAUUCUGUGGCAACGGCCGGAUUAAACCUUUUUCUUCUCCAUUACUGUUGAACCCACGCUGUGAUUUAGAACACAAGAAACCCCAAGAGGCUGAAGGGAUUGUCUUAGCUGUCUCCCUCCUCCGCCGGCACCGCCGAAGGCAGCCCCUAUUGAGGCCACUAAGCCUCGGGGUCCUGGGUUUCUAUGACGACAAACAGGCGUUCUAGGAAAGGGCGAAGUGACUGGAUGCCGGGUGGGAACGCAGUGUGUGGGUAGGAUCGUGGGUGUCCCUUUCCCGUCAUUUUAAAUCAAGAAACAGUGCGAGCCCUGCACAGCUCUCGAGUUUGUGGAACUGGCGCGCGAGCCCGCUGCCUGUGGGGAAGGUCGGGGUCCCCAGCCGAACUACUUGCGGAGAGUGGCGCCCGUUAGGGGUGCUGGCGGCCGCCGAGCGGGUCCUUCCCGCCCUCCUCCGUGACCCUGACCCUGACCCUGACCUGACGCGUCCGCUAAGGCUUCUUAAUCGCGUCACAUGACCCUAGAACAUAGCGGUCGCCCCGAAGAAGGAAAACCAUGCUAGAUGAAUUCUUAACUGCGAUCUGAACCUAAGUACUUAAUGGGUGUCGUCUUUUUUUUUCUUUUUUCCUCUGGCUGCAGGACUAUGUAACAGCCUGCAAGUCCCAGUGCAGCGCUGAUUUGUGUCUAAAUUAGCUUUCCAGAAGACUAUUUCGAAUUACUAAACAAAGUGAUAGGUGGCAGUGUUUAUUAUGUCUCUUCCGAAAACGCCCUCCAACCCGCUAAACUCUGCAUCGACAUCUGAGAGCAAAAAGUUAAAAGUAUCUGUAGCCAAGGAAGAGACCAGAGGACUUCCUGAGCUAAAGGAGAAAAAAAAUUUGGUGGAUCGUUCAAAACCCCUUCCUACUUCUCUUCAGAAUGACUUCAUUCCUGAAGAAGUUCUUCUUUCUCUGACCUAUUCGGCCAAUGCCGGUCCUUGUCCUGAAAACUUACUGCCUCCUAAGAAAAUUAAAACUCCGAAGGGCACUCUUCCCCGCCUUGUGGACCAUGUCUGGCAUCAUCCUGUUCGAAGGAAUAAAUUCAAAUACCUGAUUGACCAUCCUGUCUCCUUCACGGGAGCUGGAAGGGAUAUUUCUUUUCUGUAUAAUGUUACAUAUGCCAAAGGACAGACUAAGGAGAAAGCAGUUUGUCCCCCGCAUUUGGCCCCUUCAUUGCAGUCACACGAUGGUGUCAUGGUACCCCAUAAGCCAAAGAGACUAACAGAUACUUUGAUUCCUGAAGAAUUUCAUAUUGUGUCAAGUACAGGAGUUUCAGGUUUGGAGUAUUAUGAUGAGUGAGUACCAUGAUAUGUAAAGAAUACCUAGCUGGGCACGGUGACUUACACCUGUAAUUCCAGCACUUUGGGAGACCGAG